CGAGGAGAGGCCCGGACACACGCCCGAGAGCGGGCGGGCGCGCGCCAUGGAACAGCGGUUAGCCGAGUUCCGGGAGGCCCGCAAACGGGCCAGUCUGGUAGCCCAGCCCUCCACGUCCAGCCAGAGCGUGCAGACCUCAGAAGCGAAGGCGGAGCCAGCGGCGGCGACCCCAAAGACAGCCACGGGCUGGCUGACCCGCUUCCUGAAGUGGAAAGCGAGCCCCGCCGUCGCUCAGGCUCAGCCCAACCAGCCUCAGGAAGCAGGCCAGCAGCUCCCUGAGCGCGCAGCCGUCCCUCUAUCUUCCUCCAGCCGCCAUUCUUUCCUGACCAACAUCACCUUCUUGAAGGUUCUCCUCUGGUUGGUCCUGCUGGGCCUGUUUGUGGAACUGGAAUUUGGCCUGGCUUAUUUUGUCCUGUCCAUGUUCUAUUGGAUGUAUGUAGGGACUCGGGGUCCCGAAGAGAAGAAAGAAGGGGAGAAGAGCGCCUACUCUGUGUUCAACCCGGGCUGUGAAGCCAUCCAGGGCACCCUGACUGCUGAGCAGCUGGAGCAAGAGUUACAGCUCAGACCCCUACAGGGAGGUAGAACCAGCCCCAGCUCUUCCUCCUAUCCUUGAACAUGGACUUGAGAGGACAAAGGACAGCUUGCAGGGUGGUCACAUUCUCCACUUUCCCCCUGAUCUGCUGCAGUUUCAUCUUUGAACUCCACUUUGAUUUAGGUGGAUUUCUCUAAAGGACACUCAGGGUGGGGCUGGUGCUGUAUAUAAAAGCCAUAAAAGAA
Messenger RNA from Mus pahari (shrew mouse), 777 nucleotides. RefSeq names its product SAYSVFN motif domain containing 1 (gene Saysd1). The coding region runs from base 47 to 613 and encodes 188 amino acids. Lineage: Eukaryota; Metazoa; Chordata; Mammalia; Rodentia; Muridae. The record is from RefSeq and is a predicted model, not a curated record. The transcript has 2 exons.